GAAGCGUGAACUUGAACGCUGCUGCUGCCUGCUGCUCUCCACCCGCUCAGCGCCAGUCCAGGCAGAGGCCAGCCAGCGAGUCCGGUCUCGUCUCAUCAGCUCGGCGGAGCGUCGGUCAGUUUAUCGGAGCCGGAGCAGCUGGACGGACGGGCGGGGAGGGGGGUUCUGCUUUUCAGGACCCAGAAAGGUGCCCGACGAGUCGACGCGAUGUCCAGGCGCAAACUUGGGAGCCGACCGCAGCACCUGAGCGCCAUUCAAGAUGUCUGUGUUAUAGAGGAAGCUGCCCACCCGCCAGGCGACCAUCACCUUCCUCCUCCUCCUCUUCCACAGGCCCAAGCCUCAGAGGAUGACCUCCUGACCUGUGGGCAGUGUGGCCAGGCCUUCCCCCUGGCCCACAUCCUGGCCUUCAUCCAGCACAAGCAGGGUGGCUGCGUCUCACGGAGCCCCGGCUCCGGGGCCACUCCCCGGUCGCCCGCCGGUCGAGCCGGACGCCAGCGGGCCGCCGGCGUCGAGCCGCAGCCCGGCUUCAUCGAGCUCCGGAGAGGGGCUCACAGGGGCCGGUCCUGGGGGGACGAGUCCAGCCUGAGCGUGAAGGCGGACCUCAGCAAAUCAGGAUGUGAAGAGCCCGCCUUUUUCACUUGCUUUCAGUGUGACGGUGUGUUUUGCUCGGCCUGGGCGCUCCUCCAACACGCCCAGCACACGCACUCCUUCAGCAUCUACCAGGAGGACGAGGACGAUGACGCCUACACGGGAGGAAGAGAGGGUCUGAAAGAGAACAAGCCCGCAGCAGCCGUUCUGGACCCACGCCACCUGAGCCAGGCUCUGGCCUCCGCCUUCCAGCCUGCCCCCCAGCGGCGCUCGCGUCAGAACCAAGCCGCCUCGACGGGCCUCCAGGCCAUGAACUUCUCCGUGCGACUCCGGGAACUCGCUGAGGUGAACAACACAGGCCUCAGCUCCCCCAUGGCGCCUGUGUUGUCUCCGUCCUCGUCUCCGCCGGCAGCGUCGACGUUCCCUCAGUCUGGCGCCCUCCAGGCUGAUUUUCACUGCGAGCUGUGCGACCAGAACUUCCACUCGCUGCGCGCGCUGUCUGCCCACCGCCGGACUCACGCCUGCGAGAGGCCCUAUCACUGUGGGGUGUGUGGGCAGGCCUUCGCUCAGAGCGGGCAGCUCGCUCGCCACAUCAGGAGCCACCACCGGGAGGCUGCAGGCGGAGGAAGUGGGUGCGAGUCGGUAGAGGGGGUUCUGAUGGAGGAGGAUAUUGGGAGGCAGGGGGCCCGGGGAAGGCUUCAGGGGCCAGGGAUGAUGGGAAAAGAGCUGGAUGUGACCCUCCCGAAGCACCCGACCGUAGCGUCAGGCCUGAUGCUGUUGAACUCUCAUCUCAGACCACCGGACAGGGAGCUACUGAGGCUAUACCCGAACCACAGAGCCGGAAGUGAGGAGGCGGCCGAGGGGCAGGGCGAGCCGCAGCCUGCGUCGCCCUGCGCCAGCCCCUCCGAAGGCUCCCUAGAGAGCGGAGAGACGGGAGGAAGCGGGGAGAGCGGCAUUGCCAGUGGCAACUGCACGCCCAAACGCCCGGAAAUGGGCGAGAGAGCGCGGGGGGUUGGAGAGUGGGAGAACGAACAAGGCGAACUCGUCGAGAGGGAGAAGGAGUGGGCUUCCGGCAUGCAAGAGUGGCAGAGAGACUUUGAGCGGCGAAGCGCUGCAGGAGGCGCCAUCGCCGGGGCGAAUGCCAGCUCCACUCCAGGUUCCACUGGGAAGAAGAAGAAGGAUGAGGCCUGCGAGUUCUGCGGUAAGCAGUUCAGAAAUAGCAGCAACCUGACUGUGCACCGCCGAAGCCACACGGGUGAGCGGCCGUACCGCUGCGGCCUCUGCAACUAUGCCUGCGCCCAGAGCUCCAAGCUGACUCGCCACAUGAAGACCCACGGUGCCCAGGGAGCCAAGGCCUCCUUCCUAUGCCAGCUGUGCGCCGUGCCCUUCACCGUGUACGCCACCCUGGAGAAACACCUGAAGAAAGUCCACGGCUUGAGCCACGCCAAUGUCGGGGCGUACGCGCAGGCCAGCGCCGCAGAUACCUUGGCCGCUUUGAGAGCUGGAGAGGAAGCGGUCGGCGGGGCGGUGAAGAUGGAGGAGGACGAGGCGGGUCUGGAGAGCAAGGCUCAGGGAUACGCAGACAGAGACAUGGAGGUGGAAGAAGGUAGAGGGAGUCCCGCAGCUGUGGAGGAUCUCCCACAUGAAAGCAUUGCUGAGGCAGGCCUAGCUUUGGCUUCUGCUCACUGAAUCAGGUUAAAGUCGCAAAGACGCCGCACGACUGUCAGCAGCAGGUCACGACAGCUUCCGAGGCCCGCUGCAGCCAGCACUUGUUCAUAAUCGACUGCGAAGCUGCUGGCUGAAACUAAGUGCCUACAGUUCUUCAGACCACAGAGAAAAACAAGUCCGUGACAUUCAGCAGGGAGAUUACCAUACCUCGUGAACAGGAAGUGCACUGCCGCAGUCCACACCAACACAGGAAACUGAUCACCAUGCUGCAGCGCAAAAUGCAAGAGAACUAGAGCGUUUCACGUCUGUAGCGACCCACUGGACAGAUGGAGACGCACCAACCCAAUCAGAAGAGAUUAUACUGUGCAAAGAAUUUAAAAAAGCAAUAUAAUGCUAUUGAGCACUGAUGAGUGUAGAGGUCAGACCGCGCUGUUCUCUGUGGAGAAGACCUUUUAAAGACUUUGGAGCCGCCGCAGGGCUAAAACGAAUCCAAACACUGACUGCCUGUAGCCUGUCACACACUUUUUAAAGGCGCUUGCUUGUCACAACACUUGUCACUUCAUGUUUACAAGUCCCAUGGGGCCGAGCGAGGCUGUGCUCCUGACUUUGUGAAUAGAUGCUGCAGUGGAUGUAAAAAAAAAAAGAGAAAAAAAAGUUUACACACCCUUGUCGAAACGCCACGUUUCUGUGACCUAGAAACGAUAAGACCGUGACGAAUCAUGUCAAACACAAACGAUUCAGCUGAGAACUGCAAAAACUAAAAAAGGCCCAAUAGCCUGUUUGCAAAAGUUUGUGCACCCCUAGUUAAAAGUUUGAAGCACUUUUUGAUUCAGUUUCAACAUUCAGUCUGAAUUAUUUGACAUCUCAUUUCCACAGCUCUGAACGCCCCUCAGAUUACUUUAACUCUGAACUUUGACUAGGCCGUUUCUCGAGGUUUCUGUUCUUCUGGUGGAAUCGUUUGACUCGUGAAUGAUAAAACCCAUCUCCACCUCCAUAGAAGAAGAGUAACCCCAGAGACAUGAUGGUGCCACCAUCAUGUCUCUCCAUGGUGACGCUGUUGUUUUGGUGUCAAAUCUACAUUUUGGAAUCGGGACCCAAAUGUUUCAUUGUGGUCCCAUCACACUUUCUCACACACAGAUUUGGGUCAGAACUGGAUGUUUGGAGAAAAAAACAGGUCUUUCGUUCCAGACACGAGGUGAAAACAGGAGGUUAUUGUCCCAGUCAGGUCAGAGGUUUCUGGUGUUGCUGGCAGCAUCUGGACCAGAUUCAGUGAAGGCCUCCUUCUCUAUCAGACUUAUUUACAGUCAAAAUAAUUACCCUAACCAUCUUUUAUUGAUUUAUUUUUACCAAUUGUCGCGACUAGUUUUGGAUGGAUUCCAGCUUGUUUUUGUGCCCUUCUCCUGACUGAUGCAUUCGUAGAAUCAGAUCUUUCGUAACAUUUCUGCAAACUGCGACUUCAGCUGAAGGUGUCAUGAAACUCCUGCUUGACCAGCUGAGCUUCAUUUACAGCUGAUCUCUAUAAUUAGUGUCAGGUGUGACUGAAUAAAAAGGUGCUUCAUGCUAAUGCAUACAGUUUAUCUCAGUUGUAUAUUUGCUGGCAAGAAAAUAAUCAUUCUUAGAAUCUUAAACUUGGUACUUCACCAGGAUGUGUGGACUUUUUUUUUUUUAUUUCCACUGCACAUGGAACCUUUUUUUUUUGUCUUUGCUUUUCUAAUUUUUAUAAAUGUGAAUACAGAGACUUUAAAGUCUCACCUGCUGAUGUUUUGUAAGAUUAGUUUCUAUGCAUAAAAAAAAAAAGCCAGCGAUUUUUACAUACAUAUGAAACGGGUGUGUAUCAUUUCCCCCUCUGUACUGUUGUGAUGGUAAUUUCUCUCUUCUAUCGUUUACGUUGGUGAGAGUGCCGGGCGGCCGCCUGAAGCCCGUGCAUGUUUCGUGGCCGUUUGCGUGAUUUCUGUUGUCCGACUUCGAAUUCUUCCUAAUUUAUGGCUGCUGCAUGCUGGCGGGUCGUUUGUUUCGCUGCCGGGGAACGUGAGCCCGCCGAGUGAGCACUUAGCGGGGUGAGGGUUUGGAAAUUACCAUCAACCUUCAUAAUCAACAUGUUGAGCUUGUGUUUAUUAUUUGUGACCACUUUUAAAUCCAUGUUGAUAUAAAAAUCAUAAAAAAAUCUGCUUUUUUUGACAUUAAAACCUCAAUGAAUUUGUCUACUUUUUUUCGUCAAUCUCUUGACCUCUGAGUACGUUCAGGUCAUUAAAAAUGUUUGUGCAUUUUGUUUGAAUGAUCGCAGUGUAACUGUUCAGGGAUGAUGAUGUAUAUAUUUUCUUGCUGUUCUUGUUGUGGAUUCCUGCUCCUGUUACAUGUUACUCACUUUCUUCCAGCAUGGCUGACUCCUUUCUUUUUAUGCCCAAAAGUGACUGUCUGUGCAAAAUUAAGGAUGUAAUUUUGUUAUUACCUUCAUGACUAAACCUCAAUAAAGAAUUGAGGUUAAAUGUA
Poeciliopsis prolifica (blackstripe livebearer) is the source of this 4746-nucleotide messenger RNA. It is a transcript of the gene znf296, whose product is annotated as zinc finger protein 296. The record is from RefSeq and is a predicted model, not a curated record. The coding region runs from base 208 to 2277 and encodes 689 amino acids. Gene Ontology annotation, molecular function: RNA polymerase II cis-regulatory region sequence-specific DNA binding; DNA-binding transcription factor activity. Gene Ontology annotation, cellular component: nucleus. The transcript is spliced from 3 exons. Lineage: Eukaryota; Metazoa; Chordata; Actinopteri; Cyprinodontiformes; Poeciliidae. Gene Ontology annotation, biological process: positive regulation of transcription by RNA polymerase II.